Molecule: messenger RNA, 1647 nt
Organism: Adineta steineri
Lineage: Eukaryota; Metazoa; Rotifera; Eurotatoria; Adinetida; Adinetidae
Source: the annotation of a GenBank genome assembly
AUGGUGGAUAGUUUACCAGUGGAACUUAUUCAUCAUUUAUUAAGUUAUUUUACAGCUGAUGAAAUUUUUUAUACAUUUAUGAAUGUUACUUCCUAUAUUGAUGCUAUUUUAUUAACUUAUACAUGUUAUCGAAUAAAUUUUAAAUCGAUUUCAAGAACAAAUUUUAAUCUUAUUUGUCAACAUAUUAUACCAAAUCAAGUUACUACAUUAACACUUUCCAAUGAUGAAAAUACUCCUGGUUUAGGAGGACUUUUCUUAUCACGUUUUCAAAUUCAACAAUUUACUCAUCUACAAUCAUUGACAUUAAUUGAUAUUGGAUCAGAUUUAUGGAAAAGUAUUAUAACUCAAUUGAUACAUUUAAAGAGAUUAUACUCAUUUUCUUACAUUAAUUUACGUGAAGCUUUUUGGAAAUCGAAUUUAUCAGGAACAGCCAUUACACAGAUUGAUAUCGAUUUAUUUAGUAGUUAUGCUCCCAUAUUAUCUCAAUUGUAUCGAUUGAGAUUAUGUCAUGGAGAUUUUUUCGAAUCAGUUCAAUUUCCUAAUCUUCGUCAUUUAAUACUUGAGAGAUCUUCGAUUAAUACAAUUAAACAUAUAUCUUCUGUGGCACCACAAUUAAAAUCGCUUGAUACAAAAAUUCAAUGUCAUAAUUUAUCUACAAAAAUAGUUUACCCAUUGCUUCAACUCACUCGACUCACUCUUGUGAUUGACGACUUCGUUUGCUCUAUAAACGAUAUAGAAAGAAUGAUGUCAAAUCUACCACGCCUUAAACAUCUUACAUUAACUGCUUCUUGUCACAACAAUGUAAUUGAUGGUCAUCGAUUGCAAAUUAACAUGCAGCAUCUCAUUACAUUUAACUUUAGAUUCAAUUUAUUUAGUCAUUUGGAAUCAGAAGAUCUUAACUCAUUUCGUACGUCAUUUUGGCUUGAAGAAAAACAGUGGUUUGUAGCCUAUGGAUAUCAAUGCUUGUUUUCAGUGCCAUGCUUUAAUACAAGAUUUGCUAAAGAAUAUUUCCAAUUUCCAGUUUAUUCAACAUUACCUAAUAAUAGAAUUUUCAGCGAUUGCAUUGAUACAUUAGAUCUUUCAGAAACAGCAUAUAACGUGGAGCAUCAAUAUAUGCAUGUAAAAACAUUAACGCUGUGUUAUCCUGUUAUUCUAUCCUCUAUUGAACGAAUCGUUAAUUUAAAUGGAAUUCAACACUUUAUUUUAUUGUCAAUGGUAGACAAUUUUCCGAUUAUAGAAACCUUAGAUAAAAUGUCAAAUCUACGUCAAAUAUCACUUUCAGUUUGUGUAAAAUACUUCCUUAAAGAAAUUCGUUCUAAAACACUUGAAAAUAUACGAAUACUAACAAUAAAUCCAUCAUACAUGGAUGAUAAUGAUUAUAAUAUUGAAAAAUUAUCUAUUGUUUUUCCAAAUAUCGAACAUUUAUAUGUAAAACAUAUAUGCGUAAUAGCAAAAAUGUUUUCUUUUCUUGAUCGAUUCAAAUAUUUAUCUACUGCAUCAUUUCAGUAUAUGCCACAAUCCUUGAAUGAUGUAACGACACGACAACAUUGUCUUACAAUUCAAUCUGCUCUUGAUCGAAUACGACGUGUCCAAAGAUUUCAUUAUACAUAUCGACUCGAUUACGUUUCGGUUUACUUCUGGCUUUAA